GUGCCCCUUAUUUAUACCCAUUUUACGCUCUUUUAACUCUCAAUAUCCAAUUCUCCCUUUUUCAUUCCUAAUAAUUUCACUUUCUUUUUUUCCUCAAAAAUAAAAACCUCACAUCCAAAUCCCAAAUGGCAGAGAAUUUGAAGAAGAAUUCGGACAUCAAUCGGCGGCAACAGAAGCAGCUGACACGGUUGCAGAAAAAGGCCCCGGCGUCGAUCCAGAUAAAUCCUGUGACGGAUUGGAACGUGGCGAUCCCACUUUUGUCGCCGUUGGUUGAAUCACCCACGUCGAACUGUUUUCCAGCUGAGAUCAAGACCGGUUCUAACAGUAACAAUAAGGAGCCUACGGCGGAGAAGCCGGAGGUGAUGGUGAAAAAGUGGCAGCAUCCUGCAGCGCCGUUUUGUUACGAACCGGCUCCGGUGUUGCCCUUUGUUUGUACAGGAAGUUUUGGCAGAUGACAUUUUGUUAGGGUUUCUUUUGUUAGAUAUAUAAUAUUUGAGGACUAAAUUGCAAUACAGGCCAAAGGUUGGGGACCUAUGCUGCUAUUUUCCCUCUUAGAAUUUGCGUACAUAUAUAAUUUUGUUUUAUUUUUUUUAGGGGUUUUUAGGUGGUAAAUAAAACAUGUUCUUGAACAAAUUUUCAUGUAAAGGAUGAUUAGUACUUAGAUUUGUAUAUUUUGCGUAUUAUUAUUUAAUAAAGUUGUUAUGAUA
Molecule: messenger RNA, 707 nt
Organism: Olea europaea var. sylvestris
Lineage: Eukaryota; Viridiplantae; Streptophyta; Magnoliopsida; Lamiales; Oleaceae
Exons: 1
Coding region: 126-455 (109 amino acids)
Cellular component (GO): nucleus; cytoplasm
Source: RefSeq, a predicted model, not a curated record